CAAGUCUUGGCACAGAAAUCUCGAAGACUUUGUUGAGCAGCUGAAAUCUCUCGCUUAGUCUAUCAUUUCAUAUCUGUUCAUUUCAUCAGUAUCCUGCCCCAGGAGCCUUAAACUGUCACUCAAAAGUAUCCAAGCAAUUCAAUCACCAAUCACAACACGGAUUCUAUCCGAUUACACUUGAGGAUGUUGUCUUCGUCUUCCCCAUCAGAAUCACUUUCCUUUUUUUCCAUUCUUACGACCCCGGAGCCUGAUUUCGGCGAUGGCUUUGCCGGUCACCAGGAGUCGUCGACUUCAACUGCCACCUUUAUCCUAGUCAUAGGUGGCCUCGGAUACAUUGGAUCGCACACCUCCUUGGAGCUCCUCAAGGCCGGUCACAACGUUAUCAUUGUCGAUGACUUAAGCAACAGCUUCCACAGCGUCUUCACUCGCGUAAGGAAGGUUGCUGAGAAGUUCUGCCAUGAAAGUCAGCGCUGCAUGCCUAUCCUGCACUUCCAUAAGCUUGACUACCGCAGCAAGUCGCUGAGAUUUUUGCUCGAGUCAUACUCGGACUUGAUCACAGUCCCUUCAAGCUCUCCCCACGGCUCUCCCGUCCUGACGCACAGGUCCAAGAUUACGGGAGUUAUCCAUUUCGCUGCGUACAAGUCCGUCAGCGAGUCCAUCUUGAAGCCUGCCCAAUACUAUCGCAACAACGUGUGUGGCCUUGUGGAACUCAUUGACCUUCUUGGCAAGCACAACAUCCGCACUUUCGUCUUCUCCUCGUCUGCAACUGUGUAUGGUACCAAGGCAGAUGAGGGGCACCCGCUCCACGAGGAAGAUCUGAUUCACCAUCCUGAGAUGUACAUGGACGAGAACGGCAAAGAACAGGUUAGGAUGCCUAUGGUUCAAGGGCUCCUCAGUCCCUAUGCUAGAUCCAAGUACUUCUGCGAGGCCAUUUUAGCAGAUAUGGCUCUAUCGGAUCCUGAUUGGCGCAUUGUUGCCUUACGAUAUUUUAACCCUAUCGGAUGUGACCGAUCCGGUCUCCUUGGAGAGGAGGCUAGGGGUGUGCCCAGCAACCUGUUUCCCAUGAUCACCCGAGUACUUACGGGUGAGCGAAAGGAGCUGGAAAUUUUCGGCACCGACUGGGAUACAAGGGACGGCACUGCGGUGCGCGACUUUAUUCAUGUCUCGGAUCUGGCUCGUGGCCAUAUUGCAGCCCUCAGCGCCGACAUUAACACGCCGUUCCGCAGCUUCAACCUAGGCACAGGUAAUGGCACCACUGUCCAGGAAGCAGUGGCCAGCCUAGAACAAGCAUCGCGCCAGCAAAUCCCAGUGCGACUGGCUCCACGCCGAGAUGGCGACGUCGGCUCGUGUGUCGCAGCUAACGGGCGGUCGGUUAAGGAGCUCGGCUGGUCUGCCACCGAGAGCAUCUCGCAAUGCGCCGCUGACCUUUGGAACUUUAUUUCAAAAGCGCAAGUGGAUCGAGCACCCCAAGUUGGCGAUAUGAAUUGAAUAUGAGGCGCUAAUACAGCCACAUCGUCCAUUUGCUAUGGGCUGACUAAUCAAACAUCAAGAGUUUAAACUUCAAGUGUGGGUUUGGGUAGGAAAAGAAGGGAGCUAAUGUAAUA
This is a messenger RNA of Fusarium redolens, 1604 nucleotides long. RefSeq lists its product as uncharacterized. The record is from RefSeq and is a predicted model, not a curated record. Gene Ontology annotation, cellular component: cytosol. NCBI's taxonomy places the organism in Eukaryota, Fungi, Ascomycota, Sordariomycetes, Hypocreales, Nectriaceae. Gene Ontology annotation, biological process: beta-D-galactose catabolic process via UDP-galactose, Leloir pathway. The transcript has a single exon. Bases 184 to 1488 code for a protein of 434 amino acids. Gene Ontology annotation, molecular function: UDP-glucose 4-epimerase activity.